Molecule: messenger RNA, 500 nt
Organism: Branchiostoma belcheri (Belcher's lancelet)
Lineage: Eukaryota; Metazoa; Chordata; Leptocardii; Amphioxiformes; Branchiostomatidae
Exons: 3
Coding region: 24-476 (150 amino acids)
Source: RefSeq, a predicted model, not a curated record
CCCUUUUGGACACACGAAAAAAAAUGUCUCGAUUCUCAGCGAUUAAUGAGCUCCGUCGAAGUUUUUCUGCAGACAACAUUUACGACCUCAGGAUGGUGCCUACAUCCAGUGUCGGUGAAGUGGAAGAUGAGCUGCGCCAGCGUACGCCAACUACCGUCUAUGGGUCUCAGAACGUUGUCAUAAACAAUGCAGGUUCCGGCUCUCUGACAGUAAACAUCACUGGUAUGGACAGAGAACCACAUGAGAGACUUGAACCUGAUAAAGUUAAACACCAGGACAACUAUGAAGAUCAGACCAUCCCGAACAAGAAGAAGAACAUCUUGCUUGCGGCACUUCUAGUCCUAAAUGUUGUCUACAGGAGAGACUUAGUUGGGUACGCCAUGACAAUAUUACAACAUAGAAACCUAUUAAUAUCUGCAUUUAUUAUUAUCAUGAAUAUCAGAGUUAUAUUAUGCAUAUUACGGAAGUUCAAAUAGAUUUGUUAUUAUGUAAAAAGUUAU